Procambarus clarkii (red swamp crayfish) is the source of this 3815-nucleotide messenger RNA. RefSeq names its product rhodopsin-like. Gene Ontology annotation, biological process: G protein-coupled receptor signaling pathway. Gene Ontology annotation, molecular function: G protein-coupled receptor activity. Lineage: Eukaryota; Metazoa; Arthropoda; Malacostraca; Decapoda; Cambaridae. The record is from RefSeq and is a predicted model, not a curated record. Gene Ontology annotation, cellular component: membrane.
UGGUGGAUGAGGUGGUGGCGGUGGUGGGUGAGGUGGUGGCGGUGGUGGUGCUUCGACACCACUGAGAGUGACGCACAAGAGCUGGAGCUUCGUGUCAACUCCCACCUAGAUCCACUAAAAUUAAUUAACAAUUAAAUCGAAAAACUGUUAUAUAUUUCCAAGAGCAAUUUAAGUACUGAAAUUUCAAUAUUGUAUAAGUACUUCGCACUGUUUAAAAAUGCCUUUUGAACAGUACGCAGCUGAUGAUAAAUAGUUAUUGAAGUGUAAAGCUAAAUAGUCAUUGGGUAAUUACAUACUUAUUGUUAACCGGACAAGAUGUGUACCGAUUUCGAAUCAGACUUCAAGGAGAAAGCCAUUAUUGGCCCUUGCGUGGAGGACCCAAUGUCUAUAAUCGCCGGCUCCUUCCUGUCGGUGAUAUUCCUGGUGGCCUUCAUCCUCAAUCUGAUGGUGAUGGUGACUGUGUCGACCAGUUACACCCUCAAGAGGUUCCUCUACUGUCACCUCCUCAUCAACCUCUGCCUCGCCAGUAUGGUUGACUGUCUCUUCAACCUCAGUAUUGCCAUCGGCUACGUCUUCACCACACAGUGGAGGUUUGGUUAUGAAAUCAACUACUUAAAUAGCUUUACAAUGAAUAUGAUGAACAGCGUGAUGGGCUUCGCAGUUUUGAUGCUGGCAAUCGACAGACUGGCUUCGUCCAAGAAAUAUAAUUCUUGCUUUUACGCUUCACAGUCUGAUCUGGCCAUCAUGAUUCUGACAACAUGGGUGCUAUCAUUCUUGAUGGCGGUGCCCCUGGUCAUUGGCCGCAUCAAAAGCAUGCCGUAUAGGAACCGAUAUUCUUGUUCCGUGGCCGAUCCCAGGGAUGACAGUUACCUCAUCUUCCACCUGGUGCUGGUAGUGUGUGUGCCGCCCGUCGUCAUGGUGGUGCUGGUCUGCAUCUCCUCGGUCAUAUUCUUCAGAGAGCGUCGAAAAGAAAUGACAAACAAAGGCAACCAAAUGGCCGGUUUCUUUGAGCGCAGAACGAAUUCUUCUUACUACCAGAACGAGUUCCAUAUUGCGGUGUUUGUGACCUGUACAGUGGUUGGUUACUUGGCGUUCUGGCUGCCCUUCACCGCCCUCACCACCAUCAACCCAAUGCUCACACAGGACUGGGCCAGCGAAACGACCGGCGGCUCCGGUAGAAGCACCAAUCCCGUGGCCAACGCCACCAACGUUGCCAAUUCCACCAGCUCCAACGCGACGUCUAACGCCUCCAAGAGUACCAAUGGCGUGGGCAUCAUUCCGGAAAUAAUAGGCUCCCCGAUCUUUGACACCGUGGCUGUGUGGUUCCGUUUCUCAUUUCACGUGCUAAUGCCUGUCCUAGUGUUGAUCAUCUUGAGGGAGGUGCGGGCCAAGUGUAAAGACCUCGUCACGUGUCGCCGACAAGAGUCCGUGGACGUAGCCUCCCUCAUGCCCACACAAGGCAGUCGGAAGAAAAGCACAGCGUUUUAUUUGGCUUAAAAACGGUAUAGAAAACGCAUAAAAUGCUUUAUGAGCGAGGGAAGAAUCAGCGGUGUAUCCUAAACUAUAGUAUUUUAUAAAAUUUAAUGUACUAUAGUGUUUAUACUAUGCAUAAUGUGCUCGUGCUCCAACUUUUUAAAGAAGUUUGUUGACACUUUCUUGCAGUUUGUUUUGUUAUGAACCGCUCAUUUGUAUAAUGAUUUUUUUGUGAAUGACUUUCAUCUCAUUAUUCUUCCAAACUCUUCAUUAUCCUUCCAUAUAAACUUCACCAUUUUUUCCGCCUUAUAUAUUCUCCCUUAAGGGAUAAUCGCUUAUCACUAGGAUUAAAUAUGUAUGCAUAUUAAAUAUCGCCUUUCACGAGGACACCGAAACUGUAUUUCUACAUAUCUUUGUGUCUAAGGCUUUCUCUGAUUCGAGUUGUACCAAUAAAAAUGUUUUUAAACUUUGUAUUUGACUGUUUAUUCAUUGAUUUUCUAGCUGACGAGCAUUUUUUUCUUAAUAUACAAUAAUAUACAAUAUAAAGAUAAUAUUUACGUCAAUGUAAGAGGGAAAGUACUACAUUCAUAGUUUAUAUUAUUCCCAGUAAACCAAUUUUUCAUAUCAUCACACAGCAUGAGCCGUAAAUCCCAAAUGUUAUACUUGAUCCUGCCUCGCAAGAAUGUCAAUAUUUUGUCUACUGAGUAACCCUCCUGUCUCCACACAAAUCCACACACAAAUCCACACACAUAAAAAUGCAUUGCAGGUCCCUAGCUCUGUUCUCUCUCUGAGUCUUGAUACUUCCGAAGCUUUUGACACAGAUGAUCGCAUUAAACUUUUUAAUUAAUUGUUAAGCAUUGUCCAGUAAUGGCUAAAUAUCUAUAUAUUUUUUAUGAGCAGUGUAAAAUAAAUGUGAAAUGGAAUUAUGUAUUCUAAUUUUUUUUAGUACAUAUUGGGUCAAAUGUUCUGUGUUUAACUCUUUAAAAUUUACUGUAUUUUUAUCUAUUGGUGAAAGAGUUAAAUGCCAGCAAAGAUGUCAGGCAUACAUGCAGUACUAAGGCCAAUGUUUAUUUGCUUUGCUGAUGGUCUAGUUUCAGUAGCACGAACCAAAGAUGCUAUAGGAAAGGUGAUAGUAAUACAUGAGAUGUGCUACUAAAUACAACCUCGCGUUCAAGCCUGGAAACUGUGUUGUAAGUUGCUGAUAAUUCACUGCAAUUUGUAGGUAGAUAGGGGAAGAUUCCGGUAAAGUAUUCUGGAAAAUCAUAUGGGACAUAUUAUAUCCUCAGAGGGCUAGAUUGUAAAAUAUUAUGAUGCUAUUAGAGACUAGUAAGUUAAAAUAAAUGUCAUUUUGAGUGAAUUUGGUCAUCUUGAUACCCAUUCGAAAGUAGUUUAACAAUCAAUGUGUCAAUUUGUAUGAAUGUGAGGUAUGGGAGCUGCGAGACUUAGACCUUGGACUAAAGGACAUGACCGCGACAUACCUCGUGUGUCCCUCCUCGUAUUCAUUUCAAUUUCUUGUUUGGAACUGAUACCCACACCUGCACUUGAAUAAAUAUCAACAAACUAAAUAUAUAAUUUUGUCUGAGAAGAAUAACAUCCACCAAGCACAAUAAGCUCUUUUUUUUAUGCAAUCACUUAUCACUGGCCACUCAAAUUUUGCCAGAAAUAUUAACUUGACUGUACGAAAAUUUAACCUAAAAAUGAGUGCUGUAUAUAAUAGUGGGGGAUCUACAAGAAAGAAUAAAACACCAAAGUCAGCAGAGAAAGCAGGGAGACCCCCAGCUGGUUACUGACAUCAUAUAACAAGUUAUAUUUACAUAAAAUACUAAAGUUAUGCAAAUUUCCAUUAUUUCAUAUGACAUUUAAUUCAUGUUAGUUAGCUAUCAAAUUUAAUUCAUACUUUUUAAUAGAAAAUGUAAAUUACCUGGUUUAGAGACGGGUACAAUCAAGUUCUUGAACCCAUUUUGUUAUAAUUGUGUGCCUGUUUAGUAUUCACGUUAAAUUAAGUAACUAUCUUGACACGACUGUAAUGCUUUGCUAAAUAAAAGUCUUUUGGUUCAGUACCUGAAUCCAUUGUGUGGCUUUGUAACCAGUUCCACCACCGCUCAUGCGAUGGACCUGGACCAGGACCUGGUCCAGGUCCUGUUCCAGGUCCAGGUUUAAUGGGUAUGGGGUGCAUCAUAAAUUAAUUAAACUAUAAAGAAAGUAAUUAUGAUUUUCUGAUUUAAAUUAUAGUUUUCAUUAGUUUUGCUAUUCUAUAUUAUGUAUAGAAUAUGUCGAUUUUAAUUAUGAAAUUUAUAAUACACAUUAAAAUAAUAUAGGUUAGUUUACUAAGUGAAUUUUUA